CGCGUUGCGCUCCGUACACAAACUCGUUGGCGGCCGCCGCCGCUGUUGUGCUGAGAGUAGCAUCGGAAGUUGUCGGGCGGUGACCAAAAACUACUAUACCAUUCUGGCGUACAGUGUCUUAAGCGGCCGUUCCUCUGUACUGUUCCACUCGCCACCGAACGCGGACCGUCGUCGUAUCACUUACGUUUUCGGUACACCAGCACGUGGCCACGCGCCGUUUUAAAUAUUAAUUACUAUAUUUUGCCAUUAACUACAAAUUACUAUCGUUCAUCGCGGUUGAUAAUUUUUUUUUAAUUUUGUGAACAUUUCGUAAAUCAAUAUCGACUUAAAAUUCGUUCAGCGAUAUUAUGACUAUUUUAUUGCCGUACUCAGAUAUGGUCGAAACUUGACGGAGUUAGUUCGUUUUUUUUUUUUUAAUUAUAUAUUAUAUAUAAAUAUUAUAUUUGUAGUGACAUUGAAAAACUUUAUUCGGUUACAAAAGUUGCGAAAAUAAAUUCGUCUAAAUGAACAUGAGUUCGUAUCAAUUCAUGAACUGCUAUCAGCAAAGCCAAGCACAACAAGCCAGAGCGGCCACGUCGCCCGUUGUAGAUCCCCUGCAGGCGAGCAGUCCAGGAGCUGCGGACUAUUAUGGGCAAGCUCAAGGAGUGUACAACAGUGGCCCAGCAGCCGGAUGCUAUUCGCCACAACAGUAUGCAUCUCAAUACAUGCAACAGUCUUCACCGUCCAUGAUUGACUACACACAAUUGCAUUCGGUGAAUCAUCAACAGCAACAGCAGCAACAUCAGAGACUGCAAGCAGCCGCGGCCGCCGCGGCCGGCGUUCACUUACAACACCUACAGCAUGGUGGAGGCUCUGGUGGCCUGCCGUCGCCGGGUGCCAUAUCACCCAUAUCGUCUUCAUUGAACAAUAAUGGUGGCAUGCCAUCCGCGGCCGGCAUUCAAUGUAAGUACGAAGUGACGGCUACCGCUACGCCCAACGGUAUAAGUUCACCACAAGAUUUGACUACGUCCGCACCUCCGGGUGCCAGAUCUCCACCAUCCGUGUCCAUGAAAGCUGCGAGGUCGUCAGCGGCAGGAUCAUCACCCGGCGCCCAGGGACCCGUGUCCCAAACUUCAUCAUCACCCGCUUCAUCCAUAUCGUCCACAUCGUCCAACGGCGGUGGAGGUCCAGGAAACGCAUCGUCCGGUAAAGGGUCCGGUCAGAAUCCACCACAAAUUUACCCGUGGAUGAAACGAGUACAUCUUGGCCAAAGUACGGUGAACGCCAACGGCGAAACGAAGCGACAAAGGACAUCGUACACCCGAUACCAGACGUUAGAGCUGGAAAAAGAAUUCCACUUCAACCGGUACCUGACCAGAAGGCGGAGGAUCGAAAUCGCGCACGCUCUCUGCUUGACCGAGCGGCAGAUAAAGAUAUGGUUCCAGAACAGGCGGAUGAAAUGGAAAAAAGAACACAAAAUGGCAAGCAUGAACAUGGUGCCAUACCACUAUCACAUGGCCGCGCAACCUUACGGCACUCCGUAUCCGUUCACGCAUCUGACCACCUGAGAUUCGUAUUAUUAAUUUAACGGUUCUCGCUCGAGCGGCCUGCGCUAGUCGCCGUUCACGUUGCCGUCGCCGUUCGAUCGUGAUCACGGCCGUUAAAUUAAUAACAUUCUCAGACGCUAAAAACACACCACCGCGGCAAAAAUAUUAUUUAAUCGUUCUCGGAUUGUCCACAAAAUUAUAUCGCUGUGUAAAUAAUAUUUAUGUAAUUUAUGUAAAUAAAAUUAAGUAUAAAUAAUUUAUUUUAUUUCGCUGUCACUAUACUUAAAAACAUUGUCGCUUAAACACGUGUCGCCAUUAAGACAAUUAUCGCGUUUUGUCUGCGUGCACAUCAAAUGAUAGUCAAUGAACAAUUUUUUUUUUUUUUUUCAUUAUUAGUUACCUCGAUUAAUUUAAAUAAUGAACUAUGACAUUUUAUUUUUGAAGCGUAACAAUAACCUGAUUACGUACAUUAAACAAAAUAAUUUUUAUUGUACACGAAAUCAACUUAAAUUCCAAAAAAAAACUACUUAAUUAUAUAUUUAUUGCUGUUCUUUUGUUUGGGCGUUUUUCGGGGGUUUAAUUGGUAUACUUUUAAUUUUGUCUCUGUUUCUCGUUGUAAAUAUCGAUUAAGUACUUGUCUGUAAAUAAGAUUAAAAUAUUUAAACGUAUAUAUUUAUGAGUUGUGUUGUAAUUAUAAUAUUUUCUGUAAAUGUGUUAACCCAGAGUCUGUGAUUUUUCUUUAUUUUAUUAUUACGUUUUAGUUUUGUAAGAGUACACGAUAUUUAUAAUGGCAUCAAAUAAAUAUACCCAAGUUGUUUUAUUGCAUAAUUAUUUUUUUUGUUUUAUUGUUCGAUUUUUUUAUUAUUACUAUAAUUUUAUUCUCCUAAAAUAAUCUGAUUUCCCGAUUUUUGUUGUUUUUUACUGUUAAUGAAAAAAAAAAAAAAUAAUAAGUAUUUACAUAUUUAAGUAUAUUUUUAUUUUAUUUUACCGUUUAAACUUUGUACUCGGAUAGAUUCGUAAGUGCAAUACAUACAUUAUUUUUUAUUUAUUGUAAAAACAAUAAAAAAGUAAGAUAAUAAAAUUUAAAUAAUUAAUGUUAAUUAGAUGUUAUUAAUAGAAGACAAAUUUCUCUAGUAGUAUAAAAAAUUAAUAGUUAUGAUAAUUUAUUUGUAAUGAUAUUUAUACUUAUUUAACUUGUCAAUUUACUGUUGACAAAAAUGCAUUGUUUACCAACGCAACUACAUUAUUGACUGCUUUUCUGUUUUUGAUUAAUUUUGCCCAGGAUAAAUUAAAACUACUGCACUUAAAUUGUUUGUACAUAUAACUUAACAGAUUAUUACUAAAAGUCAGUUUAUUUAAAUAAAAACAAUGUAAAAACAAAACCGGGAAACAAGAUUAAUGAAUUAUAAUAUUUAUACUAUAAUAAUAUAUAAACAAAUAUAUACACAAUGAAUAUAAAAUAUAUAAACUUGUUAUUA
Daktulosphaira vitifoliae (grape phylloxera) is the source of this 3004-nucleotide messenger RNA. It is a transcript of the gene Scr, whose product is annotated as homeotic protein Sex combs reduced. The coding region runs from base 504 to 1547 and encodes 347 amino acids. The transcript is spliced from 2 exons. Gene Ontology annotation, biological process: anterior/posterior pattern specification; regulation of transcription by RNA polymerase II. Gene Ontology annotation, molecular function: RNA polymerase II cis-regulatory region sequence-specific DNA binding; DNA-binding transcription factor activity, RNA polymerase II-specific. NCBI's taxonomy places the organism in Eukaryota, Metazoa, Arthropoda, Insecta, Hemiptera, Phylloxeridae. Gene Ontology annotation, cellular component: nucleus. The record is from RefSeq and is a predicted model, not a curated record.